GUUUUCUUUUCAUUUGGGGUGUUGACGAAGUGUGGUGUGUACUGCACGUGGACCCCCAUAUUUUUGACAAAAUGGCACAGUAUAACUUUAAAAAGAUAGAAGUGGUCCCAACUGCUAAAGACUUUAUAGACAUAACUCUGUCAAAGACUCAAAGGAAAACCCCCACUGUCGUUCAUCGGCACUACAAGAUAUCUCGGAUCCGCCAGUUCUACAUGCGCAAGGUGAAGUUCACGCAACAGAACUUUCAUGACCGCCUGAGCAAGCUGCUGUCCGACUUCCCGAAACUCGAUGAUAUUCAUCCAUUUUAUGCGGACUUGAUGAAUGUCCUGUAUGACAAGGAUCACUACAAGCUUUCAUUAGGCCAAAUAAACACGGCCCUUCACCUGAUCGACAACGUUGCAAGGGACUAUGUCCGGUUGCUGAAGUAUGGCGACUCACUCUACAGAUGCAAGCAGUUGAAGAGGGCUGCUCUUGGAAGGAUGGCAACCAUCAUGAAGAGACAAAGCCAGAGCCUGCAAUACCUGGAGCAGGUCAGGCAGCACCUUUCUCGUCUGCCAUCCAUUGACCCCAACACCAGGACAUUGCUGAUAUGUGGGUUCCCCAACGUGGGCAAGUCAAGCUUCAUCAACAAGAUCACACGUGCUGAUGUGGAGGUGCAGCCGUAUGCAUUCACAACAAAGUCACUCUAUGUGGGACACACGGAUUACAAGUACAUCCGCUGGCAGGUGAUUGACACGCCGGGAAUCUUGGAUCACUCACUGGAAGACCGCAACACCAUCGAGAUGCAGGCUAUUACAGCCCUCGCCCACAUACGGGCAUGUGUUCUGUACCUCAUGGACCUCUCGGAACAGUGUGGACACACCAUUGAAGAGCAGAUGAAGCUUUUGUUCAACAUCAAGCCACUGUUUGCAAACAAGCCAUUUCUUGUAGUUGUCAACAAGGUUGACAUCGUCAGGCCUGCUGACCUCUCCCCUGAAGGCAAGGCCCUGUUCUCAAAGUUGGCCGAGGAGUCGAUUCCUGUGCUGGAGAUGAGCACUGUCACUGAAGAGGGCGUGGCCGAGGUGCGCAACGAAGCCUGUGACCGUCUUAUGGCCCACCGACUGGAAGUGAAAAUGCAGGGCAGGAAGAUUGAGGGCAUCCUCAACCGUCUGCACGUUGCCAUGCCCACACCCAGGGACAGCAAGGAGCGACCACCUUUCAUACCUGAAGGUGCACUUCAGAAGAAGAUGGAGGCAGAUGGGGCCAAGAAGAAACUGGAACGUGAGAUUGAGGCUGAGCUUGGGGAUGACUACAUACUGGAUCUGAAGAAAAAGUAUGACCUGCCUGAAGAUGAGAAGUAUGAUGUUGUUCCCGAGAUUUGGGAAGGGCACAACAUUGCUGACUACAUUGAUCCCGAAAUAUUUGAGAAACUGAAGCAACUUGAAGCAGAGGAGGAGUUGCGAGAGCAGGCUGGCUUCUACGACUUCCCAGAGAGUGAGGAAGAUGAAGAGAUGAAGGAAAUCAGGAGCCUUGCUCGACAGAUCCGAAAGAAGAAGGCCAUUUUGGCAAUUAAUGCCAAGAUCGACAACACCACGAAACCUAAGGUUUCAAGGCCAAUAAUGAAGAAGAGGGAACGCAGCGUGAGCAGAUUGCGCUCUGAAAUGUCUGAACUUGGUGUGGAGCUUGACAAGGGCCGGACACAUUUCAAGAGAGCUGCGUCAGAGGUGAGAACGCCGCGACCUUUGAAGAGGAAGCGGGAGGACAGCGAAGGCCGUGUGCGCAGCAGCUCGAGGACUCCAAGAGACCAAUCGGGCAUCCGCGACGCAACGAUGAGGACAAAGGUGAAGAAACUGAACAAGAAGGCUCAACGGCCAAUGAACAGGCAGGCCAGAAAAGGAGAAGGCGACCGCACCAUCCCCAGCCUCAGGCCCAAACACCUGCUGGCCGGCCGAAGGGGUGUAGGCAAAGCAGAUCGUCGGUGAAGCUGGCUGGACAAGGCUUGGUUGUUGCACUUCGGGGCACUGUCUUUUGUGUUAAAAAUAACUGCUGUCAUCA
Dermacentor andersoni is the source of this 2034-nucleotide messenger RNA. RefSeq names its product nucleolar GTP-binding protein 1 (gene Non1). Gene Ontology annotation, molecular function: GTP binding. The record is from RefSeq and is a predicted model, not a curated record. NCBI's taxonomy places the organism in Eukaryota, Metazoa, Arthropoda, Arachnida, Ixodida, Ixodidae.